AUGGACAUAUCAUUCUUACCCUUCCUUUUAUUUUCAACAAGUUUAAUAUUUCUUUUCAUCACACAAAUUCUAAAAUUAGGAAAAAGAAUAUUAAGGGUCACAAGCAAAACACAAAAAAUCAUUCCACCUGGACCAUGGAACCUUCCUAUCAUAGGAAGUAUACACCACCUUAUUGGUUCUCUACCUCAUCAUGGUUUAAGAAAUUUGUCCAAAAUACAUGGCCCUAUCAUGCACCUAAAACUAGGUGAAAUAUCAACCAUAAUAAUUUCUUCACCUGAAUUUGCCAAAGAGAUUUUGAAAACUUAUGAUAUGGUUUUUGCUCAUAGACCACACCAAGUUGGUGCAGACAUCAUGUGUUACGGUUCCACCGACAUCGCGACAGCGCCUUACGGUAGCUAUUGGAGACAAUUAAGAAGAUUAUGUUCACAAGAGCUUCUUUGUACAAAACGUGUUAGAUCAUUUCAAUCGAUUAGAGAGCAAGAGGUAUCAAAUUUAAUAAAACAUAUUUCUAAUAACAUUGGAACAUGUAUUAACCUUAGUGAAAAUGUUGCUUGCUUGACAAGUUCCAUUACUUCAAGAGCAGCUUUUGGUAAAAUAUGUAAAGAUCAACAAGAGUUUAUUUUGUUGAUUAAGAAACUUGUGAAAAUUGCUGAAGGGUUUGUUAUAAUGGAUUUGUUUCCUUCACAAAAGUGGUUACAUGUGAUAAGUGGAAUGAAGCCUAAAUUGGAGGAGUUGCAUAUGAAAUUUGAUAAUAUUUUUGAAAAUAUUAUUAAGGAGGCUAUGACAAAGAAGGGUGAUGGAGAGACAAUAGAGGGUUUUCUCUCUGUCCUUCUUAGGAUUAAAGAUUGUGAUGAUGGCCUUGAGUGUCCUUUGACUAUUGACAAUAUCAAAGCUGUAGUUUUGGACAUGUUUGUUGCUGGAAGUGAUACAUCAGCUGCAAUUAUAGAAUGGGCUAUUUCAGAAAUGAUGAAAAAUCCAACAGUAAUGAUCAAAGCUCAACAAGAAAUAAGAGAACAUUUUGACAGCAAGGGAUACAUAGAUGAAACAUCUCUUAAAGAACUAAAAUAUCUAAAUGCAGUGAUCAAAGAAGCAUUGAGAUUACACCCUCCUUUCCCUCUUCUUCUCCCUAGAGAAUGCCGAGAAACUUGUGAGAUUAAAGGGUACACAAUACAUGCCGGAAACAAAGUGAUAGUUAAUGCAUGGGCAAUUGGAAGAGACCCUGAGUAUUGGAGUGAACCAGACAAGUUCAUGCCGGAGAGAUUUUUGGAUUGUUCCAUUGAUUUCAAAGGUUCCAAUAUUGAAUACAUACCGUUCGGUGCUGGAAGGAGAAUUUGCCCUGGUGUUUUGUUCGGUGUAUCUAGUAUUGAAAUUGCUCUUGCACAACUUCUCUACCAUUAUAAUUGGGAACUUCCUAGUGGAUUAACAAUGGAAAAUCUAGAAAUGACCGAAUCUUUGAGUUCCUCAUCAAGAAGAAAAACCGAUCUGAUUCUAGUUCCUAUUUCUUGUUACAAUCCUAAACAUGCUUCGUAA
Molecule: messenger RNA, 1530 nt
Organism: Trifolium pratense (red clover)
Lineage: Eukaryota; Viridiplantae; Streptophyta; Magnoliopsida; Fabales; Fabaceae
Product: premnaspirodiene oxygenase-like
Exons: 2
Coding region: 1-1530 (509 amino acids)
Molecular function (GO): iron ion binding; heme binding; monooxygenase activity
Source: RefSeq, a predicted model, not a curated record